AUGAGUAGCGAACGAGAUUGUCUUAGCGGACACGCGCACGAUAACAUCGAGGGGUGCGGCGCAGCAUCGGAGGAGGCGCAGCUGCGCGCGGGGCUGUCGGGGCAGCGCGCGCACGAUUGUACCGCGUGGCCUGCGCACGUCCUUGCGUGGCCGUCUCCGCUGCCGUCACAUGCGCCACCGGCGCAGCCGCAGGCGUUGCUCAACGGCCAUGCGCGCGGGCAGAUGGGUGCGAGUCAGGCGCGCCAACCCCAGGGCCCCCUCAGCGCAGAGAGUGCGAGAGGCGGGGCAGCGGAGAUAGCCGGUCACAGCGGCCCGUCAUUGCCGCUGCUGCCCUUCCAACCACCCCUCACUUUCCGCGCCACUGCCGCGCAUCCCGUACCGUACUACCCCGCGCCCUUUCCGCAAAUUCCCCCAGACACUCGCUUCCCCUUGGUCCCCGGGCCCCCUGGUUCCUUUUCCCCGUACGUGCUGCAGCACACUAUCCGCGCCCCUUGCGGCAUCGUAAGGUUUUGCGCGCCUCCUGUUGGCCCCGCCCCUCCCCUCGCGACCUCCCCUUUCCUCUCCACGCCAAGCCCCCCCUGUGCGCGCCCCUCUCACCAUGCGCCAGCAAUGCCAGCAGCUGUCUCCCCGGGCGCCGCGUCACACGCACAGGUGGAGGCGGACGCGCGAGCAGCGAGAGCAGCGGCAGCGGCAGCAGUGGCAGCAGGUGGCGAUGGCAGCCGGUGCUCACCCCGCACGUCUGCAGAGGGGCCUGGCGCUGCCGCCGCUGCUGCUGCCUGUAGGGAUGCCCACCAGCCAGACGCUUCUGCUGCUGCUCGCGGUGGUGGCGAUGGUGCUUGUGCUGGUGCUGCUGCUGGUGCUGGUAAUGGCGCAGGAAGCGCUUCCAGGGGUCAGCAGCCACAGGGGCGGAGGCAGAGGGGGAGGGAGGGGCGGUGGGGACGAAUAGACAGAGGGCAGGGCGGGGCAGGGUGGGCUUCGGGCGGCCAGCAGGGGGGGGGAGAGCAAGGGGCGGUGCAGGGGGAGAGGGUGCAGCGGAAGCGGGAGUGCGUGUAUGGGGGCAGGGGAGCAGGGGGCAGUGGGAGCACGAGCAGUGCGUGCAGCAGCGGGGGCACCCUGGGGAGUGGUGCGUCGGUAUCAGCAUCUAAGCAGAAAGAUGGGGCGAAGGCGGGGGGCGGGCGGAAGAAGGGUACGGGGAGUGAGGAGGAGCAGCGUUUGCGGCAGGCGGAGAAGAAGAAGCGGCGGCUGGAGAAGGCCCUGGCCACGGCGAACGCCCUCAGGAGCGAGCUGCUGGAGAAGCGCAAGCAGCGCCGCCGCGAGCAGGAGCUGUGGCUGGACCGCGCAGGGCAGGCCCUGGCUGAGGCUGUUGCCCUGCGCGUGCUGGUGGAGGAGGAGGAGGAGGAGGAGGAUGGGGAGGAGGAGGAAGGGGGGGAGGAAGGGGGGGAGGAAGGGGAGGAGCGGGGGAAGGGAGUGGAGGAGGGCACAGGGAGGGAGGAGGACGAUGAGGAAACAGAGAGAAGCAGCAGUGCUAGUGAUAGCAGCAGUGGCAGCAGGGGAGGGAGCAGAAAAAGGGAAAGAGGCAGUGUGGAUAGUGUGGGUGGUGUGGGUAGUGUAGGUGGUGUGGGUAGUGUGGUGGCAUCAACAACAUCAGGUGGGGGUGGGGGGGCAGUGGAGGGCGAGGGGGAGAGGGGGGCGAGCAGCAGUGCGAGUGUGCAGGGGCGUGGGGCAGCGGUGACAGGCGUAGGAGGUGGGCAGAAGGAAGCGGGCGAUGGGUGUGCUGCACUGGCGUGGGGCAGCAUGUGCCUGAGGGACGGAGGUGUCCAUCCAAAGGGGGUGGCGGCAAGUGAUGGGGGGAGACAUCACAGAGCAGAGCGGGCAGAGGGGGCAGGAGGGGGAGGCGGGGAGGUGUCAGAGUCGUCCCACAACUCGGUGCACUGGCACACGGGUGGGCACACUGGGGUGGGACAGGGUAGGGCGCGCUGGUUGGAGGAUACGACCCAGAGAGGGAGUGAUGCAGUGCCGAGUGGGAAAGGGGCCUCGGGGAAGGCAGGCAGGCGGCUGUCACCAGCUGUUGCUCCCGUGGGCCCUGGCAGUGAGAGUGGGGGGACGGAGAGUGCUGGCGGUGGGAAGAGGGAGGGGCUUGGAUGUAGGGAGAGGGGAGAUGCUGAGGAGGACGAAGUGGAGGGAAGGCUGAGGGGCGCUUUGUUGGACCAGCUUGCUGUGAACUGCCACUCCCCUGCUGCCAGGCCCGCUGCUGCCUCCGCUGCAGCCAGCCAUGGGGCAGGCCCAGCAGCACCAACCGCAGCAGCAUCAGUCGUCGCAGCAGCACCAGACGCAGCAGCAGCAGCAGCCACAGUAGCAACUGCUGACUUGGGGGCAGGAAGGUGGGAAGGGGUUGGAAAGGUUGUGGAGUCAGGCAAGUUCACCAGGUCUGGAGAGGCAGCAAGGUCCGGAGGGCCAGCAGGGACAGCAAGGUCAGCACGAUCAGCAGGGCGAGGUGGGCCAAGAGAAGGUGAGGAGCAGGAUGGCGAGGAGAGCAGCAAGGGGUGUGAGGGGGAUGUUGGGCGGGCAAACGAGGCAGCAGCAGGUGGCAGGGCGAGGCAAGAGGCAACACACGGUGACACAGCAGAUGCUCUCAUCAGUCGCCUCCUCCUCCACCAUCCCACCUCCUCCCCCUCUCCCCACUGCUCGCCGUCACUUGCGCCCGCCCCCUCCCCAUUCACACUCUUCACAGGCCUGCAGCUCUCAGAGCUGCAUGUGGCUGUCAACAGCAUCGCUGCCGAGCCUGCAGGUCCGGCAGCAGGCUUGGCAGCAGGAAUUGGGGAGUGGAGUUUGAAUGAGGGUUCGUUGAUUCAACCACACAGGUCGAAUCAUGGAGCAAAUCUUGCUGAAGGGGGACGGGAGGGGCCGGGAAGGGCAGGAGCUGGGUGUGAGGGGGGGCACAUUGCGGGUGGCGUGGGUCUGACAGCUGGGCUGCGUGAUCAUGGGAAAUUGGCGGCAGGGGGCAGCAGGGAGACGGGCGAGCAGGAGGAGGAGAAGGGGACUACGACCUGGCCAAGUGGAAGGGGGUCGCGGAAAAAGGAAGUGGGAGGAGGGCCUUUGAGGUUCAGGAACGUGGGCAGUGGUGGGAGGUGGAUGGAGGCUGCAAGGGGGAGUGCGGCGGAAGAGAGGGAGAUGGCAGCAGGUAUGGCAGCGGUGCAGGCGGUGGCAGCAAUGCGCAUUGUGGAGGAGGCCAGGGCAGAGGCACACGCUGCUAGGCAAGCAGCACAGGAGGCUGGGCGAGGAGCACAGGUGGAGGAUGGGGAGCAGAGCGUGCAAGGGAACGAUGAGAGUGAGGCAAUGGUGGUGGAGGGGGGGCCGUGGGAGCUGAGGGCUCGGCUGCAGGAGACGGAGAGGCGGCUGCAAGAGAAGACUGCUCGCGUCUCAGAGCUGGAAAGGAGCCUGGAGGAGAUGACUCAGUAUCUGCAGAACCUCAAGGCCAUUCUGCCCGCUGUGCCUCUCGCUGCCGCUGCCUCACCACCUGCCUUGGGCCCGUCACUUGCUGCCGUGCGUGGAGGGGUGGCAGGGGCAGGCGUGCAGGAGGAAGAGGUGGAGGGGCAGGGCAUGAUGGCACCAGAGGGCAGUGGAGGGGAGGGUAGUUGUGGCAGCACUCGCAGUAGAUGGUAG
Molecule: messenger RNA, 3663 nt
Organism: Closterium sp. Naga37s-1
Lineage: Eukaryota; Viridiplantae; Streptophyta; Zygnematophyceae; Desmidiales; Closteriaceae
Source: the annotation of a GenBank genome assembly